Molecule: messenger RNA, 420 nt
Organism: Caenorhabditis remanei
Lineage: Eukaryota; Metazoa; Nematoda; Chromadorea; Rhabditida; Rhabditidae
Exons: 1
Coding region: 1-420 (139 amino acids)
Source: RefSeq, a predicted model, not a curated record
AUGAAUAGCAUCACAAUCAAUGUCAUGACUGCCCGGGACCCAACCCGUUUUCGAUUAUGUCUAGAUGACCUUCUCAUUUGCAAUGCUGUACAUCUACAUCUCCAUGAUACCAUGGUCGAUGUGAAAACUCUCAACCGCUUUUUCAAGUUGUGGAAGAUAAAUAAGUCGAGUCCCCGACUGGAACAUCUGAAAUUCAUGACUCUAGAAGAGGUGAGUACAGAUGUCCUUCUGAAGGGACUCAAUGCUAUCAAGAUGCCACAAACUACAACGAGAACAUUCCGAGUCUAUGAGAAUGCUCGGUGCAAAGAAAAAGUUGUGACUGGAGGGUUGGAUGUGAUAAGAUCGGAUGGGACACGAGCAACGUUGAAAGUUGAAGCGCUGGCUGGAACAACAGUUGUAGAGUUUUAUGUUUGGAUGUGA